UCAGAGCCCGCUGUCGUGCCUGGUGGACAUACUCGGUGCCCAAUGCUUGGCCAGAUGACGCGGUGCCCGCUGGCGAGCCAAAUGACCUGAUGCCUGGUGACCCUGUGCCCGCUGUCAUACACUGGUGACCCGAUACCCCGCUUGUCGAGCCAGACAAUCCCACUGUCGUGCCUGGUGACCACUGCCUUGCCAGAUGACGCGCGCAGUGCCCGCUGUCGAGCCAAAUGACCUGAUGCCUGGUGACCCCGAUGCCACGCUGUCCGCAGCCUUUGGACGAUUACCAAUGUGUCUGACCCAGUGCCCGCAGUCAUGCCAGUUGACUCGGAGCCCACGUGCCUUGCCAGAUGACGCGGUUUUGCUCGCUGUCGAGCCAAAAUGACCUGAUGUGCCUGGUGAC
This is a messenger RNA of Staurois parvus, 397 nucleotides long. The record is from the annotation of a GenBank genome assembly. NCBI's taxonomy places the organism in Eukaryota, Metazoa, Chordata, Amphibia, Anura, Ranidae.